This is a messenger RNA of Armigeres subalbatus, 894 nucleotides long. Its product is annotated as general odorant-binding protein 45-like. Gene Ontology annotation, biological process: sensory perception of smell. The coding region runs from base 1 to 894 and encodes 297 amino acids. Gene Ontology annotation, molecular function: odorant binding. The transcript has a single exon. The record is from RefSeq and is a predicted model, not a curated record. NCBI's taxonomy places the organism in Eukaryota, Metazoa, Arthropoda, Insecta, Diptera, Culicidae.
AUGAGGAUUUUAGCAAUUUCGUUGUUCCUAGCAGUGCUGUGCACAUCAUCAGCCGAACUACCAACACAUUACGCGGCAAAAAAGAGCUUUCACACGGCAUUGCAACAAUGUGCCGAAUAUUUACUGAUCCCCGAAAAUAAUCUCCAGCAUUACAUCAACAGUUCGUUCCCUAAUGACCCAUCAGUACAGAGACUGAUUCGUUGUUCGUUGAUGUUACUUGGCUGCUGGGAUGAUUCCACCGGUGUUCGAGUGCAUGUGAUCGAAAACUUCUUCCAACCUGAUCCAAAGGAUUGCAACCACAUUAGGAGAGCCCGGGAAUGUGUUCGGAAAAAUACCACCGAUUCCGUGUUUAGUCCAGCAUAUGUGACAUUUCAGUGCUAUUACCAGCAGUUUGGCCACUUGAAACUUUACAAUGAACAGUUUAUUCCGUUGAGAAGCUACGAAUUGAUGCAACUGGUGGAGACUGCUCUCGAAAUUUCCAACUUGCCAUGGUUCGUUCCGACUCAGUAUGUCGCGGGCGAUAUUCUCUACGAGCCGCAUUUUCCGCCAGUUUUGCUUUUCAUAUUCCUGCAAGGAGGCUUUUACGGCACUGAAACCGGAUUCGAUCUGCAAAGAUUGUACACUCAAUUUGGAGCAGAGCCAUUACUGACUGUGGGUGUGAGGCAGUGUCUUGCGGAAAUAGUGAAAGUGGAAAAAGCUCGUGAUCAUGAAGCAAUUGUUAUCAAAGCAAUGCAAAGAUGUUUGCAGGAUGUUAUCCCACUGUUGCCGGUGGUGGCAGAAGUGGCUGGGAGAUGGAAUGACGGAAAGAAUAAAGCAGCUAAAACAUGCGCCAGAAUGAGCGGCAGUACCGUUCCAACGCUUCCACCGUUCUACAAUCGAGUAUGUGAAGACUAA